CCCCCAUAGUGCCUGUGGAUCUAUAUUGCCACUCUAAGGACCAACUACUGAGGUAUAAUCCGGAGGCCCUUAUGAUAUACUUGUCUCUAGAAUAAAAUGGAGCUUCACCAUUAUGGUAUGUUCACAUGGCAGAAUUUCCAUACCAAAUAGCGCAGAAGAAUUUCACAUAGAAAUUCCACAGCAGCAGAGUUCUAUUGAUUUGAAUUGUAUUCUGCUGCAUUAUGCAAUCACAAGGCAAGAAUUCCAGCUAGGAGACAUGUAAGCAUUCUCAGAAGUUUAUUGCAGUAAAAACAGACAUCAGCGGGCACCCACGUGGCAUCCACGGACACAUCGUCAUCAUCAACACCUUCAAAAAACUGGCAACUGUGACGUGAACUGACAGUGACGACUGAUUUUAUUUAACAGCCAAAAAAGCAGGAGCAGCUUCUCUAACCCUCCACUUCCUAAGCCUGCAGCAUGCUGAAUGAGGGUAAAAUGGCGUCCGUGCAAGAGUAAUGAUCCAUUCCUGGUUUUGUGUUCGAAAACUGCUUUAAGAAAACUGAAUACACCCUUAAAACCCUAGAUGCUUUCAUUCACCUGUGUAAAGCCUUGCAAGUCAGAAGGGUGCCAUUUGAGGAACUGAAUGUACAUGGAAAGUUGAUAAUGUUAAAAAAUGUUUGACAAGAAGAUCCCAAGCACAGCUAAUAUGGAUGAUGAACCUCCAGCCUACCAGCCUCCAGCAAUUACUCCAUACUUGUCUACUCCACAAUACUGCCUGCAGCCAGUGCCCACUAUGACACAUCCACAAGCCACCUACUUUUGUUAUUGCUUAGCUAUUUCUCACAUUGUCACUCCGUGUCAACCUAAAGUGAUCUAUCACCAACCGGUUCCUGUUUGCAUUGUGGAGACCGGAACACAUCCGAUUGGUAGGUGUCUGGUUGAUUCCCCAAGCCCCGCAACAUGUCCUUCAUGCCAUGAGAAUGUAGUGACAAGAGUUACCUUCCAUUCAGGACUUCUUACCUGGCUUUUAUGUGUAGCAAUUAUGUUUUUGGGGCUCGUGGCUGGAUGCUGCUUGAUUCCCUUCUGUAUGAACGCUACGAAAGAUGUGGAUCAUUUUUGCCCACGUUGCGAAUGUCACCUCUUCAAGUACAAAAGGCUCUAGCAAAAGUUCUCAAAAACUGAAGCCUGAAUGAAACACAAUAAAAUGUUUUGGACACUUUCACGUUAUAAACACAAACUAAACACAAACCUUACUUAGACUCAAAGCACUUUAAUUAAAGGAUUUAAUGGCUAUGGACACCUAUGAUGGUUUUUGUAAGAAUUUCUUCACAUUAAUGUCACUUCUACAGCACUCUUCAUAUCCAAACUAUCCUACGAAUCUCCCACAUUCACACUCCAAUCCAGACAGCUGUGUAGCUUUUUAUUUAUGUAAAUAAGUGUUUGUUUAUCUAUAGCCUAUUAGAAUUUAUUUAUAUAUUUUAAAGCCUAAGCACUAAGUGUCACUUGGGGGGUUUCUGGUGAAUAUGUAUAUAACCUGUUGUAAAUGGAAUGUUUAAAGUAUAAAUAUAUUAACAGAUUGAUGAAAGAGCUGCAAAGGAUUUUGCACUUUCCUUUGUAUACUGCACUUUCCCUUUUUUUGGUCAUGUAAA
Messenger RNA from Hyla sarda, 1628 nucleotides. Its product is annotated as lipopolysaccharide-induced tumor necrosis factor-alpha factor homolog. The record is from RefSeq and is a predicted model, not a curated record. The transcript is spliced from 11 exons. The coding region runs from base 653 to 1141 and encodes 162 amino acids. Gene Ontology annotation, molecular function: zinc ion binding. Lineage: Eukaryota; Metazoa; Chordata; Amphibia; Anura; Hylidae.